Molecule: messenger RNA, 1664 nt
Organism: Oryza brachyantha (malo sina)
Lineage: Eukaryota; Viridiplantae; Streptophyta; Magnoliopsida; Poales; Poaceae
Product: GDP-L-galactose phosphorylase 2-like
Exons: 8
Coding region: 471-1577 (368 amino acids)
Biological process (GO): glucose metabolic process
Cellular component (GO): cytoplasm
Molecular function (GO): GDP-D-glucose phosphorylase activity
Source: RefSeq, a predicted model, not a curated record
UCCUCAAACCCCUUCCCCAUCUCCUCCUCUUCCUGCCUCUUUCUUAUUCUUGGUCAGACGACGACCGUGCCUCCACUCUGCCGCCGCUUCUUCUUCCUGAUUGUCCUGCGAGGCUGCACAAGGCUCCAUUUAUGAUCGAACAACUUGCUGGAGGCUCCUAGAUAAUAACCAAGUUGGUCUUUCUCAGGUGGAUAGCUGGUCCGACAGGGCUGGCUUGAAAAGAGCAACCACGGCUCCAAAUAAAGGAUCCCGUGUUACACUAAGAAGGGGAACACAAUGUGCCCAUCGCUUUCCUAAGUUUCUUCUUGCGUCCCCUUCUUUCCACGGUGGCCGUGGUGCCCUCCCAUCUGCAGGGGGGCAUCCUUCUGAUUUGACCUACCUUGCUGGUGGUGGUUCUGUUGAAGUCUGAGUUAGGGUUUAGCAUUGUAGAUAUUCUGUUAGUAGUAGUACAUUCAUUAAGCUUCGUAAGUAUGGUAUCAACCACGGAGUUCAAAGGUCAAUAUUCAUUGCCGAGCAAGAACUCUCCUCUUAAUCAAUUUGAAGGUGUGAAGACACAUCUUUACCGCCUCGGCUCAGAACAUGAAAAUGGCACCCUCAGAAGCUUUGCAUAUAGUGAUCAAGGCAGUCCAAGUUUGCUUGAUACAAUCAUUCUUUCUCAGUGGGAGGAUUUUGCUUGGAAGGGCCAUUUUGGAUAUGACGUCACUGCUUGCAAUCUUAAGGUCAUUGAAGGUGGAUGGAGUUUUGUUGUUCAGCUGAAUGAUAAGUGGAAUUCAUGUGUCCUCAAGGAGCAUGACACGUUCCUUGGACCUGCUGGAUGCCUGAAGCCAAACUGUAUGAAUAGUUAUGAUGAAUUGCUUCUGUGCAUUUCUCAAGGUGACAAGGAUAUACCUGAGGUUGUUCCUUCAACAAAACCACCAAAGGAUGGGCUACUGCUGAUUGCAAAUGCAUAUCCUGUUGAAUAUGGUCAUAUCUUCUUGGUCCCAAGUGCAAUCAAUCAGCUGUCGUUCUUUUGGGACAAAAGGAUGUUUAGUCUGGUUGCAAGGAUUGCCUCCGAAGUAAAUAGUGCAGCAUUCCGGGUUUUCUUUGACAAUUGCACAUCCACUAUGCCAGAUUGCACAUUUUUUCAGGCUUGUUACUUUGCAAACCUUUUGCCAGUGGAGUCUGCACCAUCCGUUGCAAUAUAUGAUAGCAAAGCCACAACAGGAGUUUGUCUCUAUGAAAUAGUUGAUUAUCCUAUGAAGUCGCUUGUGUUCACUGGCAAUGACGUAGACACGCUUGCCAAUUUUGUCAGUGAAGUAUCUUUAACUUUGCAUGACAACAAUACUGCGUUCAGCCUGCUGAUCUCCAACAAUGGCACAAAGGUUUUCUUGUUUCCACAGGUGAAGAAUCUGGCUACUGGCUGUUACCUUUCUGCUUGGGAGUGUGGUGGCUACUUCAUUUAUCGUACCAAGUAUGAUUUCGACAGAGCUUCAGAGACUGAAAUUUCAAGUAGAAUGGCAUCAGCCACUCUCCAAGAUGGCGCCUUUGAGGACUUGAAGAAUCUUUGUAGCGCUGUUGCUGAUGAUCUUAUCAUGUAAAGCUUGUGCUAUCAAACUGCAAUAAUAAAACACUGUACGAGGGUCCGUUCGUUAUGUCUAGCGGUUUAUGCACUGAUGGUAAUUAAA